AAACAACAGUCCCUUCACACCUUAGGAGAGAGGUGGCUUCCUGCCAGCACCCAGCCUGGCCAUGGGCAUCCAGGUCUGGAAGGAACAUUUGGCAAUGUCCCCAGCUCCACUGCAGGCUGUGGCACGGGGAGGAGAGAGUGCCAUUGUGUUUCCCACUACCCUGAGCAUGUGUAGAAAUCCCCAGCCUGGCUGGGGUCUCUGGGGUCAGGACCCACUGGUGUCAGCACCGCUCUGCCCCCAUACCCAGCACGGACCUGCCACUCCCAACCAGCUCGGGGGGUUUGAGCCCCCCAGCUCCUUCUCUCCCUUCAUGUCCCUGUGCUGCUGGGCACAGGGACAUCCCCAGCCGCAAGCCCGCCCUCUGGCCAGCGUGUGACCGUGUCCCUUGGACGCACUCGGCGCUGGAACGAGUUUAAGGCGAGCUGGGAGCGCCUCGAAAGCUUCGCCGCGUGCUCCGCAGUCCCCGGGGCCAGCCCUGCCUCCUGGCACGGGCACAGCGCUGCUCUGCCCGCCCUUCCACCUGCCCUGCACGCUCAGCCCAACGUGCUGGGACUGCCCAGAUGGAUCCUGCGCCUUCCCCUGCGUGCUCCCAGGGCUGGCACUGCCAGGCAGUGUGUGUUCUGCCAUCCCUUUGCCUCAGCUCAGCUGCCAGUCAGGGCACCCGCACACCCUGAGAGCUCCCUCUCCUUUCUGCCACUCCAUCUCUCUCUGCCUUGCUGGAUUGCUCUCCUCUUCACCCUUUAUCUUGUUUUCUUUCCCUCUGCUGCCUGUUCUCCCUGUUUUCCUCCUCUCCACCCUGCUGCCCUGGUGCCCAGCCCUGUCCAGCUGAGGAGGUUCCCAUCCUGUGCCUCCUCUCCCUCGGUUGGGCUGUUUGCAGUGCUCUCCCUUCCCCCUGCUUACAGCACUUCCGACAUCAUGGGAUUAUUUUUCUUUUUCCCCUUGUCUUGUAGCUUUUGGCUCCCAAAGCCCUUGAUUUCCUUUGGAGUUUGGGAGGAGAGACGUGGGGAGGAGGGGGGGUGGAGAGGCUGCCUCUCUUAGGGCCUUCGUCAGAGCCAAGUGGCCAGGAAGAGCCUCAGCCCUUCCACAGCGGCGAGCAGCGAGGUCCCAGACAGGAGCACAGGAUCACAGACAAGAUGAAGCAGCUGUUCCUCCUCUUCCUCCUCGGGCUCAUCACCGGCUCCUUGCAGAUCGAAGACAACAAGAUCCCUGGGCUGUGCUCAGGGCAGCCGGGCAUCCCGGGGACCCCGGGCCUGCACGGGGGCCAGGGUUUGCCAGGCAGAGACGGACGAGAUGGCCGGGAUGGAGCCAUGGGGAUGCCAGGGGAGAAGGGCGAGAUGGGCCCUCCUGGAGUGCCCGGUCCCCGCGGGGAGGUGGGCAGCCCCGGCGUGGACGGGCUGCACGGCGAGAAGGGCGCUCAGGGCGAGUGCGCCGUGGCUCCUCGCUCCGCCUUCAGCGCCAAGCGCUCCGAGUCCCGCAGCCCUCCCCUGGCCGACCAGCCCAUCCUCUUCGACGUGGUGCUCAUCAACGAGCAGGGCCACUACGACCCGGCCACGGGCAAGUUCACCUGCGAGGUGCCCGGCCUGUACUACUUCGCCGUGCACGCCACCGUGUACCGCACCAGCCUGCAGUUCGACAUCAUGAAGAACGGCCACUCCAUCGCCUCCUUCUUCCAGUACUACGGCAACUGGCCCAAGCCCACCUCGCUCUCUGGGGGCACCCUGGUCCGCCUGGAGCCCGAGGAUGAGGUGUGGGUGCAGGUAGGGGUGGGGGACUACAUCGGCUUCUACGCCAGCGUCAAGACGGACAGCACCUUCACCGGCUUCCUCGUCUACUCCUACUGGCAGAACUCCGCCGUGUUCGCCUGAGCCAGCCCUCGGCUGCGGGUGGGGCCGGGCAGGUGCCCCUUCGCAGCCCCCAGCGCGGUGGGAGCCGGGGCAGCGCGACCCCUGCCCCGUUCGGGGCACAGAAACGCUCCCUGUGCCAUCGCGGGGGUGACGGAGCCCCCCUGGAGCAGCGCUGGGUCAGAGCUCGCUGUUAUUUUGGGCACCCCCAGGGCAGGGCAAGCCGGGCUGAGUGGCCAGGAGCCCGUCCCGGGGGUCCUGCCCCAUCCCUCCCCUCAAUAAAGG
Messenger RNA from Onychostruthus taczanowskii (white-rumped snowfinch), 2126 nucleotides. RefSeq names its product C1q and TNF related 5 (gene C1QTNF5). The record is from RefSeq and is a predicted model, not a curated record. Bases 1134 to 1865 code for a protein of 243 amino acids. The transcript has 3 exons. Gene Ontology annotation, molecular function: protein binding. NCBI's taxonomy places the organism in Eukaryota, Metazoa, Chordata, Aves, Passeriformes, Passeridae.